Messenger RNA from Petromyzon marinus (sea lamprey), 4801 nucleotides. RefSeq names its product excitatory amino acid transporter 1-like. Gene Ontology annotation, biological process: L-glutamate transmembrane transport. Gene Ontology annotation, cellular component: plasma membrane. The record is from RefSeq and is a predicted model, not a curated record. NCBI's taxonomy places the organism in Eukaryota, Metazoa, Chordata, Hyperoartia, Petromyzontiformes, Petromyzontidae. Gene Ontology annotation, molecular function: glutamate:sodium symporter activity; L-glutamate transmembrane transporter activity; neutral L-amino acid transmembrane transporter activity.
GUCAUCGAAUGCAGGUUGUGAUUUUGUAAAUUCCGCAGAUUUCUCUCAUCGCCAACGGUGACUCACUCAAUGCAAGCAAGGCACGUGUGGGGCGCAUGGGUUCGACUCCCCAGCCUGCUCCCAGAGCAUAAAAUCCACCAAACCACCGACUCGCGAUCAGACGGCAAUCGCCACCAUCCUCACAGCUUACACCAACACCACCAGCAACAUCUACAUACCACUACCAUCACCAACACCACCACCCAGAGCCUCCACUGCAGACUCUGUGCAGGAGAGAGACACGUUUGGUCUGUGUAGGUACACAGCGGGGUUGCGUGUCUGCGGUGAAGUUCUGUUUAACGGCUCUCCGGGGGAUCUGUGCCUUUAUUUGGGUGGAGGUGCUCGUGUUUGCCGGGUGAGGCGCGUGCCCGGCCAGGAAUGCUGCGUGGCCCGGGUCUGCUCCUUGCGCCACGGCCACCACCAUCGCCACAGCACCGGGAUGCGCUGACGGAGUUCCCACCACCCAUCCGACUGCACCUGCUGCUGCUCCUGCCCUGAGCUGGGCAAGACCCGGCCGCGGUGCGCAGGAGGUGGUUUGAUGUGCUGACCUUUAACGGGCGUCGAGGAGGUGCGGCGAAGGACGUGCAGUGAGGAGGUCCGGAGCAGAGGAGGAACCGCACGGAUCCUGAGUGGGAGCCGCAGAGGAGGAGACGGUGCUGGUGGUGGUGGCCGAGAUUCUCGGAGAGAGACGAUCCCUGGCUCUUGUCCCCACGUGGACCGAGAGGUCACACUUGUCGUGGACCGGAGUGGGUGCAAGAGGUCGUGAGGACAUCGCCGUUCGACGAGGUGGUGGCAUCUGUCUGCUGGUGGCACCAAUCUGCUGGACUGACAUCGGUUAGCCUUGAGCGAUCGGAUCCGCCGAUCGUCCAAUCCACUCCUCAUAAAUAAGGGGGGGGGGGGGGGCUCAUCAUCAUCAUGCCUGGCACCGAGGGGGGCUCUGCGGGGGUCCCGGCGGGACGGCCUCGUUUUCGCGAUGGGGUGAGGGUGCGCACAGCCAUGGCGAGCAAAUGUAUGCGGGGGCUGACGGUGGCGGGCUUGAGGAGGUUCCUCGCCCGGAACGCCUUCGUCAUUUUCACCCUACUGGGAGUCGUCUUGGGUAUCGUGAUGGGCUUCUGCCUGCGCGUGUACCCGCUGUCUCGCCGCGAGGUGCGAUACUUCCUCUUCCCGGGGGAACUGCUCAUGCGCAUGCUGCACAUGCUCGUGUUGCCGCUCAUCGUCUCCAGCCUCGUCACGGGGAUGUCGACGCUGGACCGCAAUGCGUCAAGUCGCAUGGGCGUGCGCGCCGCCGUAUACUACAUGAUCACCACGCUGCUCGCCGUCUUCGUGGGCAUCGUCAUGGUGAUGGCCAUCCAGCCCGGCCGAGGGGGUCGCGACGCUCCCAGGGCGCACAACCAGCUGGAGCGCCUCCACGCCGCCGACGCGUUCCUCGACCUCAUCCGGAAUAUGUUUCCCCCAAACCUAGUGGAGGCGUGCUUCAAACAGUACAAGACUCAGUAUGAGGCGGUGAAGAUUCCAAGAGGCCACGCCACCACCACCGCAGCCACCGCAGCCACCGCCACCGCCGCAACAACAACAACAACAACCGAGCGCUUGAGCCUGACGGUCGCCGUGAUGAACGCCACGGCCGAGCUGCUCCGGGGGAACGCGACCUCUGCGGAGGAGGCGGCCGGCUUCCUGCUCAACGCCACGGCGGCGCUGGCGGCGAUGCGGCCCGGCGAGGCCGACCCGGCCGGCUCGGCGGCGCCAGUCGAGGAGGAGGAGGAGCUGGUGCCCGCCGCCGGGUCCAGCAACGGCAUGAACGUGCUGGGCCUCGUGGUGUUCUCCAUGUGCUUCGGGCUGGUGUUGAGCAGCGUGCGCGAGCGCGGGCAGGUGGUGCGUGACUUCUUCGACAGCCUCAACGAGACCAUCAUGAAGCUCGUCACCAUCAUCAUGUGGUACGCACCGGUGGGCAUCAUGUUCCUCAUCACGGGCCGCAUCCUGGAGAUGGAGGACCUGGGCGCCGUCGGGGGCCAGCUGGGCCUCUACACGGUGACGGUGAUUGCCGGCCUCGCCGUGCACUCCCUCGUGGUGCUGCCGCUGCUCUUCUUCCUCUUCACGCGACGCAACCCCUGGACGUACAUCGGCGGAGUCCUGCAGGCCCUCGUCACGGCCCUGGGGACCUCGUCCAGCUCUGCGACUUUACCCGUCACCUUCAAGUGCCUGGAAGAGAACCUCGGGGUGGACAAGAGGGUGACUCGCUUCGUGCUGCCCGUCGGGGCCACCAUCAACAUGGACGGCACGGCGCUGUACGAGGCCGUGGCAGCCAUCUUCAUAGCGCAGGUCAACGACUACGAGCUCAACCUGGGUCAGAUCAUCACCAUCAGUAUCACGGCCACAGCCGCGAGCAUCGGUGCGGCUGGAAUACCGCAGGCCGGGCUGGUCACCAUGAUCAUCGUCCUCACGUCUGUGGGGCUCCCCACAGAGGACAUCACCCUCAUCAUCGCCGUGGACUGGUUCCUGGACCGACUGCGCACCACCACGAACGUGCUGGGCGACUCGCUGGGCGCCGGCAUCGUGGAGCACCUGUCCCGGCACGAGCUGGCGCGCCAGGACGCGCUCGAGAUGGCGGAGGCCGGCAUGGAGGGGGACGGCGGUGGCAUCGCCCCCCGCAAGGGUUCCAUGUACCAGCCCAUCUGUCCCGAGGAGCCUCUCGGCUGCCGGGCACGCGUCCCACACGCCGGCGGCACCACCGCAGCCAGCAGCCUGGAGACCAACAUGUGAAGCGUGGGGAGGGUCAUGCGCCCGCAGGGCCGGCUGUGCUCGCAGGGCCGGUUGUGUUCGCAGGCCAUGCGGUUGUGUUCGCAGGGCCAUGCGCUCGCAGGGCCGGCUGUGCUCGCAGGGCCGGCUGUGUUCGCAGGGCCAUGCGCUCGCAGGGCCGGCUGUGUUCGCAGGGCCGGCUGUGUUCGCAGGCCAUGCGGCUGUGUUCGCUCGUAGCCAUUGCAAGUGGGCCAGCUCGAUCCAAUAAGAUCUGUUAUAUCAACACCAUGUACAAGUCACCCGUGUUAAAUCACAGCCAUGAAAACUCAGCUCUAUCCAAUCAGAUCGAUUGCAUUUGCCGUUGUAACUUGCUGACCCGGCCAUACUGGACAUCCGUGAAAAAGAGCUUCAUAGCUCAUCGGAUUCCUCCAGUAUAAAUAUUCUGAUUUUGAACACCAUGACAAGUCAGCUGUGUUGAAUCGCAGCCAUUAAAACGCUAUUCAAUUAGUACGUCUCCACAAUAUGAAGGCCUCCUUCACACGAUGUGUUUUUGUGAAGGAUGUGUAUUGUUUGCUUAUUUUGUUAUAUAUAUUCUCCACAAAGAUGUUCGUGAUUAUUUUGUGUAAUCUAUUCGACCAAAUCCACUACAAGUAUUGAUGUCUAUUAAAUCGCUUCCAUUAAAUCGGACCUUACUCUUUGGUUCUUUCCGUAAAGUCACGUAGGUAUAAAAUAUUAAAAAUAUAUAUAAACUAUAUUUAAAAAAUGAAAUAAAUAGGAAAUUAUUUUAUUUUUGAUUUUCUACCUACGUGACUUUACCGAAAGAACCAAAGAGUAUGGAUACCUGCAGUCACGAAAACUUCAAAUCUAGAAUAAUCGGACCUCUUACAAUUUAAACACAUCUGUGACAAACUGUCUUGGCAGUCGUGCACAAGCACACAUGGCAAAAAGCAAUUAUUUCGUCAAUGACAUCCCUCAACAAGAAAAAAUAUAAAUUUACAUGAGUGACGUUUGGGGGAAUGGCCCUUCAUAGCAUCUCUCUGCUAUUAAUCUCUUUGCUAUGCAGAAGGACCGUUGCCCAAAAUGUCACCUAAUAUAUCGUUUCCUCUCCAAUGCCAUGGUAUUGAUGAACGUGUUGAGUUUUUAGUGCAAGCCAGUUGUAUUCAUUCAGACCCAUUGCAGACAAGUUCUCUAUGGUCCGGGGCAAUGAAGAUGGGAGGAAUCUACGAUCAAGUCACCCAGAAUGUGCCACAUCCUAUCCUAGCAGAGCUCAGAAACUAGCAGGGCUGAGUCUGGUUGUUGCCUGGGUGGGAGACUGCCUGGGAAUACAAGGUGGUGGUGUGAGCGAUGACUGCAUGGUGACCACGAGAUGCAGUACAGCAAAUAGAUUCUUGAAUGUAUCUGUACAGAGCUUGGAGUGUAACCGCCACGUACGCAAAGCAUGUUGGGUCUACGAGCGGUUGUAUCUUUGCACAGAUAGGCCGGUAAUCAACUUGCUGUACUACAUCCCACUUAUAUUGUGUUUUUUCUUCUAUGGAUGAAUAUCAUAUGCACACAAUGGCUCAAAAUUUGCGUGUGUAACAGUGCAGUAAUAUUGUGCUGCACACAUUACUGUGCUGGGCAGCUUUAGAGGGAGUUCAACUUAUUCCCACACGCGAAACCCAACAGCCUAAUCACGACAUUGUGUACUGUGCUGGAUUCAUAUUUACUCAGGACUCAACCUUCUCUCUGAAUAUUUUCCCUGGUCACUGGUAGAUUGGAGUGGGUGGUACGUGACUACUUUAGUAACCACAGCCAUAAACGAGAGGUAUACUGGAUGUGGUGUGCAGGGUAAGGAAAUAUUUGACGCGUCGCCGACCUGGAGAGACCCGGUUGAAAUGAAUCCCUCUUGUGUAUUAUGUGGUAGGAGACUGUAUUGCGUUCUAUUACUGUGCCGGUGUAAAGGCUAGAUUUGUGUACAAUGUGCCUAAGUGCAUAUCUUGUGUGUGUGCAGUGGUCUGUAAAGAAGUAAAAGUUACACUAAUCACAU